Molecule: messenger RNA, 1362 nt
Organism: Strongyloides ratti
Lineage: Eukaryota; Metazoa; Nematoda; Chromadorea; Rhabditida; Strongyloididae
Product: 5-hydroxytryptamine receptor 1
Exons: 5
Coding region: 1-1362 (453 amino acids)
Biological process (GO): adenylate cyclase-activating adrenergic receptor signaling pathway
Cellular component (GO): membrane
Molecular function (GO): G protein-coupled amine receptor activity
Source: RefSeq, a predicted model, not a curated record
AUGUCAGAAACUUUUGAGACAUAUUCUGAUUAUGACUUUUUACCAAACAAUGAAGAUGUAAUUAUUGAGAACGAUCUUUUUUUGAAUGUAUCUCAUAAUAUUCCAAUAAAACCAUUUAUUGCAGCAAUUAUGUGCAUAGUAGUAUCCAUCAUUAUAGUUGUUACAUUAAUAGGAAAUUUGAUGGUGUGUUUAGCUGUAUUUAUGGUUAGAAAAUUAAAACAACCACCUAAUUUUUUACUAGUUAAUUUGGCUGUAGCAGAUUUUUCUGUUGGUUUUUUUGUUAUGCCAAUAGCAUUUUUAUCACUUUUUGAAAAUAGAUGGAUAUUAGGAGAAACUGUAUGUAGGUUAUGGACAUCAGCUGAUCUCACAUUAUGUACCGCUUCAAUAUUGAAUUUAUGUUUUAUUACUGUUGACCGAUAUUUAAUCAUUACAAAACCAUUACGUUAUUGUGCUCAAAGAACUUCAAAAAGAAUAUUUAUUUAUAUUUUGUUAGUAUGGUGUGGAGCAUUUCUUGUCUCAGUGACACCUUUAAUAUUUUUACCAUGGAAAAUGGAUAGCAAUGUUUGUCAAGUCCCUCAAAACCAAUUUUAUCAAAUUUACGCAACAUUUUUUACAUUUUAUGGACCUACUGCAGUGAUGGUAAUAUUGUAUUGGAAAAUGUUAAAAGCUGCUAAAAGAUUAGCUGAAAAAGAAGAGAGAAGCACAAGUUUAUAUUUAGAAGAUUAUGAUAAAAAAAAUUUGCCAACAAAAAAAUUGCAAAAAACAAAUUCGUAUCUAAUUACAAGUGAUAAUGAUUUGUCAUCUUCUGAAUCAGGAUCAAAAUUUUUUUAUAAUAGACGAUCAAGUGCAUUUUUGAAUGUUGUUAGAAUGCCAUUGAUUUCUCAUACAAGAAGAAAUAGUCAACAAAACCAUCAUGCUGUUAAAGAAAAUAAAGCCAGAAUAACUUUAGGUGUUAUAAUGAGUACCUUUAUAGUUUGUUGGUUACCAUUUUUUAUAAUGGCAUUAUUAAAAUCUUUCAAAUUGAUAGAUGCACCAAUAUGGCUUGAUAAUUUAAUUUUAUGGUUAGGAUACUCAAAUAGUAUGCUAAAUCCAUUAAUUUAUUGCAAAUAUAAUUCAGAAUUUCGUGUACCAUUUCGUGAGAUGUUAUGUUGUCGUUUUCGAACACUUAAAUCUGUUGUGAGACACGAAAGUUUCACUAAAAAGUAUGGGCCUUUAAAACCGCAAAAAAUUAAAGAAAAUGAAGUAGAAGAAAAAACUUAUACAAAAUCAAUAAAAAAAUCUUCAAUUAAGGAGACACCAAUUACACCAACACUUUCAAAAAAAAAUAGUACCAUUGAAUCGCAAAACAAUGCUCUGGUAUAA